AUGAAGGGAUCAAGUUCAAAAGAAGAUGUAACAAGUAAUGACACCAAGAUUUAUAUCAAAGAAAUAAAAGAUGCAUUUAAAGAUGACAAGAAUAAGUUCAAUGAGUUUUUAAAGACUAUGAAAGAUAUCAAGAAAAAAAGAGGUAACAUAGUGUGCAUGCUGGCAAAAGUAAAGGAAUUGUUUGAAGGGCAUAGAGAAUUGUUACUGAAAUUUAAUACCUAUUUGCCAAAUGAAUUUGAGAUUACAUUUCCACCAGAGAAGCCAGAAAUAAAUAUAGAAUAUGCUAAGAAAUAUUUAAGCAAGGUGAAGACUCGAUUUCAAGAUGAUCCUGACAUUUACCGGUCAUUUAUAGCUAUAAUGAAUAUGUAUAGAAACAAAAAAAGGAGUGGUGAAGAGGUUCAACAAAUGGUGUUUUCACUUUUUAAAGACCAUCCUGAUCUUGUUGAUGGAUUUAUUGAGUUUCUUCCGUGA
Messenger RNA from Vicia faba (fava bean), 471 nucleotides. NCBI's taxonomy places the organism in Eukaryota, Viridiplantae, Streptophyta, Magnoliopsida, Fabales, Fabaceae. The record is from the annotation of a GenBank genome assembly.